CAAAGCGUGAGGUUGAACGAUCACGAUUUUCUUCUUCCAAUAUUGCCUUAUCCUUCUUCCUCUCUACCCACUGCCCAGUCUAAACUCAAAACUAACGUCUCGGUCAUCUUCAACGCCCUAAAUGUUGUUUCCAAUUUCCUGAAAAACACACCUAAAUUUCUUCUAAUGGCAGCUCUUCUUUCUUGUCAUUACUCAACUUCAGGACGUACCAUUCCUACAAUUUCAACUAAACCAGUCCAUUUCUUUAAUCAUCAUCAUCAUAUUAACAGAUCUAAACGGAUUCAUCAAUUUAGUCCUCAAUGUUCUCUCCGAAGUUCAACUUCUCGGAGUAGUUUUUCUUUAAAAGAAUGUGCAAUUUCUAUAGCAUUAGCAAUUGGCUUAGUUACUGCAGUUCCUGAUUGGACUGCUACUGCUACUCCAAUCGGUCCUGCUAUACCUAAUCUGUCUGUAUUAAUAUCUGGACCUCCAAUAAAAGACCCGGAAGCGUUGUUAAGGUACGCCUUACCGAUUGAUAAUAAAGCUAUCCGAGAAGUACAAAAGCCACUUGAAGAUAUUACGGAGAGUCUUAAGGUUUCUGGAACUAAAGCACUAGAUUCUGCAGAGAGAAAUUUGAAGCAGGCAUCGCGGGCACUCAAGCAGGGGAAAAGUUUGAUUCUCGCAGGUGUUGCCGAAUCAAAGAAAGAGCAUGGCAAGGAAAUGCUUGAUAAAUUGGAAGCUGGGAUGGAUGAAUUUGAACAGAUCAUUUUGGACAAGAGUAGGGAUAAAAUUGCACCUAAACAGAAGGAAUUGCUCUCAUACGUUGGAGGUGUGGAAGAGGAUAUGGUCGAUGGUUUCCCUUACGAAGUGCCUGAAGAAUAUAGAAACAUGCCUCUUUUGAAAGGGAGGGCAGCUGUGGAUAUGAAAGUGAAAGUCAAGGACAAUGCUAACUUGGAGGAAUGUGUAUUCCGUAUAGUGCUGGAUGGCUACAAUGCCCCGGUGACUGCUGGGAACUUUGUAGAUUUGGUUGAAAGACACUUCUACGACGGCAUGGAAAUCCAAAGAGCGGAUGGCUUUGUGGUUCAAACUGGGGAUCCUGAGGGUCCUGCAGAGGGUUUCAUUGAUCCAAGUACAGAAAAACCACGUACGAUACCAUUGGAAAUCAUGGUUGAUGGCGAAAAAACUCCUGUUUACGGUGAAACGUUAGAAGAGCUUGGUCAAUACAAAGCUCAAACAAAGCUUCCUUUCAAUGCGUUCGGAACUAUGGCUAUGGCUAGAGAAGAAUUUGAAGAUAAUUCAGGUUCAAGCCAGGUAUUUUGGCUUUUGAAAGAAAGUGAAUUGACUCCCAGUAACGCCAACAUAUUGGAUGGACGCUAUUCAGUGUUUGGAUAUGUCAUAAAGAAUGAGGAUUUGUUGGCAGAUCUAAAGGUUGGGGACGUUAUUGAAUCCAUACAAGUUGUAACGGGGCUUGAUAAUUUAGUCAAUCCAACUUACAAGAUUGCAGGUUAAAAACCUUCAUAAUUUCUGAAAAAUUAAUGAAUUGGUGUUCCCAAAGAUCCAUACUGAACCGGUGUCCUCAAAGUUUCUUGGAUGUACUGUAAUAUUUAGUCGGUUAUUCUUCUUACAACCCCAAUAAUUUUGUAAUUGAGUAUGUAUAUUUCUAAAUUUAAGUUAAAUUUGGUUCAAGUCAAUUCUUGCCAUUGUCAUAAUUUCAUGUGUUAAAGCUCGGCAGCAGUUCAGACUA
Papaver somniferum (opium poppy) is the source of this 1720-nucleotide messenger RNA. Its product is annotated as peptidyl-prolyl cis-trans isomerase, chloroplastic-like. The record is from RefSeq and is a predicted model, not a curated record. Gene Ontology annotation, molecular function: peptidyl-prolyl cis-trans isomerase activity. The coding region runs from base 166 to 1485 and encodes 439 amino acids. NCBI's taxonomy places the organism in Eukaryota, Viridiplantae, Streptophyta, Magnoliopsida, Ranunculales, Papaveraceae. Gene Ontology annotation, biological process: protein peptidyl-prolyl isomerization. The transcript is spliced from 6 exons.